This is a messenger RNA of Saccharomyces paradoxus, 2697 nucleotides long. It is a transcript of the gene VID22, whose product is annotated as Vid22p. The transcript has a single exon. Gene Ontology annotation, molecular function: DNA binding. The record is from RefSeq and is a predicted model, not a curated record. NCBI's taxonomy places the organism in Eukaryota, Fungi, Ascomycota, Saccharomycetes, Saccharomycetales, Saccharomycetaceae. Bases 1 to 2697 code for a protein of 898 amino acids.
AUGGACACACAGGUUCAGAGUGCUGAAAGGGGGUUGGUGUUGCCCCCCAUGAAUUCAACAGUAUCGUCGGCGACGGCGGCUACUACGGCCACAAAUACAGAUACGGAUACAGAUGGAGAUAGAGAUGAGGAAGGGGAGUCGUUACUAGAAGAUGGUAGCGAAUGGGUGCCCGCGUAUAUGCUGACCAGAGACAAAUCACGCUACCUGGGCCACUUCCUGGGUGCAAACAAGAUGCUGGAGGCAGUAAAAUGCAAGUACUGCGAUGUGAUAAUUAGACGGCAAGGAAACAGCGCAAGCAUGGCAGAGGCUUCCCUGGCCCAUUUGUGGAGCACACAUAAGAUAGACCCAAAUGCCAAUUACUAUAGCGGGUGGAGCGGCGUAGAAGCGGGCUCUACUUUCAUGGCCAGGCCACCUUUGAAGAACCAUCAAGGCGGUGGCGCUACAACGAAUAGUAUUGCUAAUCUACUGGAAAUAGACGAGGACUUUUUGAAGAGGACUAGGGAAAGAGAAAUGGCCUUGCCCCUCGUGCAGUCGCUUGCGAUCAUAAUUGCGUCUGAAAACUUGCCCCUGUCGUUCGUAGACAACACUGCCGUACGCCUUUUGAUUAAUCAAAAUGCCAACUCGCUGAGUUUCAUUGACCAUGACUUGAUAUUGAAUACCAUCAGGUCCAUCGCAUAUAAUCUUGAUAGAAUCAUUCAGAGGACGGCGUUGCGUAACAACUCGGAUUUGUCGUUGAUUAUCGACAAAAAUUUCUUAUUAAUGGACCCAACGGACAGAUCUAAUCAAUUAUCAAAUAGGUUGAAGAAUCAAUUAUAUGAAAUGCAAAAAAUAAAUUUUUUCUCCUUAAGCCACUCUGUUUGGAACAACACGAUAUCUAUAUUGAGUAUUCAGUACUACGAUGAUUUUCAUUCGCAAGUGAAGACCUUACCACUUAUUAUCCAAAAUUUACACAAAUAUAACAAUGACCCCAAAUUAUCUAUUCCAGCUCAACUGCUCAAAAUUUCACGAGAGUUGCCUGGUUUACAAAAUACUGUAAUUUCUAUUACUUUACCAAGAUCUCAAAUAAUAGAUCUAUUGAACGUAAUGGAUAACCAGCCCUUUUUCCCCAAUACGAAUACGAAUGCUAAAAACUAUUACCACAACUGUAUUAUAUCCAUAAUAAAUUCCGCGAUAUUACCAUUAUUCGGUACACCUAAAUCCGCUGAUAUUACGCAUUCAACACAAUCAUCAUCCACCAAAGAACCAUUGACUUUAUUAGACUCCUUAAUAGAUUUAUCAAAUAUAGAUAUUUCGAAUUCCAUUUUUUCCAGGAUCAAUUCGUUUUUGGAUGAUUUACAAUCUAAUUCGUGGCAACUAGAUAAAUUCCGCUCAUUGUGUGAGAAAUUUGGAUUUGAAUUCGUUUGUUCAAAGUUCGAUUUAUCCCGUUACUCUACCGCCACCGUUUCACUGCAAACUUUUUUGAAUCUACGUCCCAUUAUAGAAGAAUAUCAAUCUUCUAUUCAAAUCGAAAAAUUCAACGAAAUUGACUUUCAAAUAACAGACUACUUAUUAACUACUUUGAAUUCCAUUAAUAGAGUAUUAAAGUUCUUUACUUCUUCCAAAAGCUUAAACUUUACCUAUGUUUUGUUUGCCAUAAUGUCUAUUGAAAAGCAUUUGUUAUCCACUCUGAGCAGCUUACAAUUUCAACGGUUAAUUGCACCAUUUGAAGCAUUUUUGACCAAAAUUCAAGAAUUCAAAACGAUUCUAUUUUCAGAUGAUAUGAACCUUUUAGCAAUGUUCUUGUGUCCUGCAAUUUUAUUCGAGCGAGAAGUCUUGGAAUACUCUUUUCAUACCAUUUCACUUUCUGAAAUAGUAGAUAAACUUUCCACAUUAAUUUUCAGUUUAUUAAAGAGAUUUUUGAAUUUACAUACAAUAGGCAACGUGAACAAUAAUAACAGCGCCUCUAACGAUAGCAACAUGAACAUUCACGCUGAUAGUCAGACGAACAACGUCAAUAAUAGAAACGGCAACACCAGCGAUAAUAACGAUAACGAACAUGAUGACGACAACGACAACAACUCGAAUUCGAACACGCCUGCGUCAAGAAUAGAUAUAGAUCCUACUGGUGGACAAAGUUCUGUCUUACCGGAACAGCAACAACAGAACAGCAACAAUAACCUAUCAUUUGGUUCUCUCAGCGAUACGCAUCCUUUAUCGGACUCUACCAUCUCAAAGGAAAUAGAUACUAUCUUUUUACAAACCAUCCAAGAGGACCUAUAUGAUUACUUAAGUACGGUAAAUUCCAUCGUGCCCAUAUCGUACAGAUCGUAUUGCGAACAAAGCAGUUUCAUUAGAGACAGUGGCCGUUUCAAGAAAAGAAUAAUAACAGAGGACUCUAUUAUCGGGGAGUUAGAGCAACCAAUGAACUUCAUCGAAGAGUUACUGGAUAUCCAUGUUCCUGUGUGUAGCGCAUUCUGGUCCCAAUACUUAGAUAAUGAUGCUGGGCCGAUAAUUAGAAUUUUAUUCAAGAUAAUGCAAUGCCAGUCAUCUUCCUCAAUCAGAGAAGAGUAUUCAUUUUUAAAUGACUUCAUUCCCAGAGUGCAUCCUGAUUUGACCCAAGAAAUUAUCAAAAUUAAGCUAUUUAAUGAUCAAUUUGUGGCAAGUAAAGUGGAUUACGAUUUGGACACUUUACAAACUGCAAGUCAAUAUCUUCCAUAA